UUUAUCCCCCUCCGUGUUGCCGUAGCUUCGGCAGUAGCGUUUUCCAUUUUAGAACGUUUCAGUCGAGACAACAUGGCUGCUGCGGCAGGCCAUUAUUACGGUGACGGAGGCAGAGCAACAAAACGGCAAAAAACAGAUAGCGACGGAAUGGCUACGGAGGGUUACGAUGACCCACACAAGACCUUGCCCUCGCUUGUGGUGCAUGUAAGGGGGCUUAUUGACGGCAUUACCGAAGCUGACCUGGUGGAGGCGCUACAGGAGUUUGGCACUAUAAGUUAUGUUGUGUUGAUGCCAAAAAAGCGUCAGGCACUGGUGGAGUUUGAGGACAUGAGCGGCUCCUCUAACGCAGUCACGUAUGCUAACAGUAGUCAAAUCUACAUUGGUGGUCGGCCAUCAUACAUCAAUUACUCUACCAGUCAAAAAAUCUCUCGGCCCAGUGACUCCGAUGACACUCGGAGCGUCAACAACGUACUGCUUUUAACCAUCAUGAACCCCAUCUACCCCAUAACCACGGAUGUUCUGUACACCAUUUGCAACAACUGCGGCCCUGUGCAAAGGAUUGUGAUCUUUAGGAAAAAUGGAGUUCAAGCCAUGGUCGAAUUUGACUCGGUCCAGAACGCACAGAGAGCCAAAGCUUCUCUCAAUGGAGCCGAUAUCUACUCGGGCUGUUGCACCCUUAAAAUUGAGUAUGCCAAGCCAACUCGACUCAACGUCUUCAAAAAUGAUCAGGACACAUGGGACUACGCCAACCCUAGUCUGAGCGGCCAAGAUGCCGACGCAGAUGGCAAUUGGAACAAUUCACAAGACCCCAAUGCUAACCCAAACAAGCGGCAGAGGCAGCCAGCACUGCUGGGGGAUCAUCCACCAGAAUAUGGUGGUCCUCAGGCUGGCUACGGUCAUUAUGAUGACACCUAUGGACCACCACCUCCACCUCCCCACUAUGAGGGCAGACGCAUGGGACCCCCAAUGGGGCGUGGCCGUGGUGGACCCCGCUAUGGUGGGGCGCAGUAUGGACAUGGACCACCACCUCCAGACUACAAUGCUCAUGCCGACUCCCCCGUGGUCAUGGUUUACGGUCUUGAGCCCACCAAGAUAAAUGCAGACAGAGUGUUUAACAUAUUCUGUCUCUAUGGAAAUGUGGAAAGGGUUAAGUUCAUGAAGAGUAAGCCGGGUGCUGCGAUGGUGGAGAUGGGAGACUGUUUUGCUGUGGAUAGAGCCAUUUCUCACCUCAACAACACUACACUGUUUGGACAGAAACUCAAUGUCUGUGUAUCCAAGCAACAGGCCAUAAUGCCUGGCCAGUCAUACCAGCUGGAUGACGGCAGUUGUAGUUUUAAGGAUUUCCAUGGGAACCGAAACAACCGCUUCACCACAGCUGAGCAGGCAGCCAAGAACCGCAUCCAGCAACCCAGCAAUGUACUUCACUUCUUUAACAGUCAGCCAGACAGCUCUGUUGAAUCAUUUGGCCAGAUUUGUGAUGAGUUGGGAAUCAAGAGUCCAAGCAGUGUCAAGCUGUUCACAGGCAAGAGCGAGAGAAGUUCAUCUGGGCUGUUGGAGUGGGAAACCGUAAAUGAUGCUAUGGAGGCUCUUGCUAUGAUAAAUCACUACCAGAUGAAAAACCCUACUGGGCCUUACCCGUACACACUCAAACUGUGUUUCUCAACUGCACAACAUGCGAAUUGAACCCACGAUGACCAUUAACUCUUGAUGUUCUGUGACCUUUUUGAUGCCCAGCACCCCAAGCAUGUCUUAAUUCCAGACCUUGGAUGGAUAAAAUGUUAAUAUCUCUGUUUCUAGAAUAACAACGUACUCAACAUUUUGUACCAUUGUUUAAUUUUUAAUUUAGUAUUUUUAUUGCUAUUAAUAUUUUUUUUUAUUGUCAGUUGUCCGGUCUUGCGUAACUGUACAUUUGUGGAAAACGUAUUAAAGACGUCAUUGUGAACAGUC
This is a messenger RNA of Misgurnus anguillicaudatus (oriental weatherfish), 1947 nucleotides long. The record is from RefSeq and is a predicted model, not a curated record. NCBI's taxonomy places the organism in Eukaryota, Metazoa, Chordata, Actinopteri, Cypriniformes, Cobitidae.